CGUCAGAGGAUGACACAGCACAAACCAGGAGAAAAUUAUACUAUUUAAAAAAAGUCUUCUGUAACAACGAAAGUUACAAAACGUCUUUCCUCCAAACAUUUGCACAGCACAGGGUCAUGUGACCGUGGUCCGUCCUCCACAGCCACUACUUGAAGUUGUUGAGAGGACAGCUGCUACAGUCAAGUCGCGCCGUCUUGCUGCUGACGCUGAUGGCGAUGGAGAGUUUAAAACAGUUCCUGAUCGUCCUGUCUGCUGCCGCCGCCGUCGGGUUUGUCGCCAUAAUAUUCGUGCUGAGAUGGGUCCUCCACUAUAAAGAAGGUUUAGCCUGGGAUGGAGGACUGGCCGAGUUCAACUGGCAUCCGGUGUUGAUAGUCACUGGGUUUAUUUUCCUGCAGGGCAUAGCCAUCAUUGUCUACAGACUCCCAUGGACCUGGCAGUGCAGCAAACUAAUGAUGAAGUUCAUCCACGCAGGCCUGAACUUACUGGCGUUCAUUUUUGCUGUUAUAUCUAUGGUGGCGGUUUUUGACUUCCACAAUACUGCCAAAAUCCCCAACAUGUACAGCCUGCACAGCUGGCUGGGCCUGACGGCUGUGAUACUGUACUGUCUGCAGCUUGUUUUAGGAGUUGGCAUGUACUUGAUACCGAUUACACCUGUAUCCUGGAGAGCAGCGUUUAUGCCCAUCCAUGUCUACAGCGGUCUUUUACUCUUUGGCAGUGUUAUAGCUGUGGCACUCAUGGGCAUCACAGAGAAACUCAUUUUUGGCUUGAACAAUCCAAAGUAUAAGGACUCUCCACCUGAGGCAAUUUUUGUAAACGUUCUGGGAGUCCUCUUAGUGGUUUUCGGAGCUCUGAUCCUCUGGAUUGCCACUCGAACAUCUUGGAAACGCCCCAGUGACCAGAUCCUGCAUACUUUGCAUACCAAUGGGGGAAGUGAGGACAACACCAAAGUGGGUCCAGCCCUGUCUCAACUGUCUGAUGAAGCUGAUGCUGAGGCCUGCGGGGAUGUUAGGAGGAGGAAUAACAAGUCUGAUGAUCAGGGUAACUGAGUGCAAAAUAACUGUGUAAGUGUCGAAUGUAUGUGUGACCACACUGGUCAGAGAAAGUUUAAAGAAAGAAAUGUAAUCAUGCUGAUCUUUCCAUACAAAACUUUCUGCACCUUAACAUUUUUUUUAUAUGUUUGCAUUUUUGAGCUUGGUUUUGUUUCCUGCAACAUCUAUUGUUGUAAGCAAGUAUAAAUAAUGGUUGGCUACUCUAACAGGAUUGUGAUGAUGAUGUGGGAAUUUACUUUAUUGACAUACACUGUACAAAUAAUCCUGACUUUUUAUAUAUAGUCCUGCUAUGCUGAUAUCUGGGUUUUUUUACGUUUUACAUAAAUGUCUUUUGAAUAUUUAGAGAAAUAUUAAUGCUCUAUAAUAAUUAUUGACUGCAGAGAAGGAAAAUAUUAAUACAAUAGGACACAGUCAAUGUUAUGUGCACUAAUUUGUGAUUGUUAUAGAGUUACUGCAUUAAGACUCUGUACCUGAUGAAGAGCCAAUUUGGGCUCGAAAUGUUGUACUCUUUCUAGAUGUAAUAAAGACGAUUAUUUUAAA
Thunnus maccoyii (southern bluefin tuna) is the source of this 1589-nucleotide messenger RNA. RefSeq names its product plasma membrane ascorbate-dependent reductase CYBRD1. The transcript has 4 exons. Lineage: Eukaryota; Metazoa; Chordata; Actinopteri; Scombriformes; Scombridae. The record is from RefSeq and is a predicted model, not a curated record. Gene Ontology annotation, molecular function: oxidoreductase activity. The coding region runs from base 210 to 1046 and encodes 278 amino acids. Gene Ontology annotation, cellular component: lysosomal membrane.